AUGGCGCCGGCGUGGCUGGUUCGCCGCUUGGCUCUCCUGACUGUUACGAGUUUUAUACUGUUUUUAUUGAGUAUCAUCAAGACCACUGACUCUCUGCGGACGUAUGAUCGUACAGAGCUCUUACAUAUCAAAGUUUUGCUGGAUUCAUGUGCUGAAUAUAACAAUAAUGGAUCUUCAAAGUCGCGUCCCUCUUACCUGGCCGACAUACCAGAGCACCUGCUCCGCCUGAAGGCCCUGCUUCCUAGGAAACGCCGGCGCAGAGGAGUGCGCAGCGGCAGGCUAGUCAGGCUGAAAUCCUGGCUAGCACUCUCUCCUGAUUUGGCGUUGUCCCAUGCAGGUAUCCCUCAAGAAUAUGACGCUUGUUUUUACCGGCUGAUAUCUCGGCGCAUCUUUGCUCCUGCUGGCAGCUUUUUGGUCCCUGUUGUCGGUCAACUGGAUGAGUGUCUUGCUGUGCGCCAUUGCCGACCUCGGCUACGUGGAGUGAACCCAGGCCAUCUCCAGCCGUUAAGACGGGUAGCUUCGGCAGCCAACCUCGUCCAGGCUUCAACUAGGUGUGCGCUUGUGAAUGCAAGAUCCGUGAUGAAUAAGUCGUUUAUUCUGAAGGACUUCUUCGAUGCGCAUUCAUUGGAUUUAUUCUUUAUUACGGAAACAUGGAUUAAUCUGGG
Messenger RNA from Etheostoma spectabile (orangethroat darter), 665 nucleotides. RefSeq lists its product as uncharacterized. The record is from RefSeq and is a predicted model, not a curated record. Lineage: Eukaryota; Metazoa; Chordata; Actinopteri; Perciformes; Percidae.